This is a messenger RNA of Populus trichocarpa (black cottonwood), 1071 nucleotides long. RefSeq lists its product as uncharacterized. The coding region runs from base 178 to 870 and encodes 230 amino acids. Lineage: Eukaryota; Viridiplantae; Streptophyta; Magnoliopsida; Malpighiales; Salicaceae. The transcript has 3 exons. The record is from RefSeq and is a predicted model, not a curated record.
UAAAAGGUCCUUUUUAUUUCCCAUACUUUUGGAUCUUACCAUUUCUUCGAGGAACGCAAAAUCCAUUUCCACCACACCGCCACCACAAUCAUCGAUCAAAACUUACUGUUAAGUAAAUGUAAGAUCAUUGAUUUAUUAAAAAAAAACCAUUUGCGCAAUUAACUACAGAAGUAAACAAUGGAGAGUUUCACCGCAGAAGAUCUGUCAACAAUCGGAGGAAUAGCCACUGUUUCUCUUCUCCAUUCUUUCAUUCCAACACAUUGGCUUCCUUUCUCUAUUGUCGGGCGUGCCCAGAAAUGGACUCUCUCCAGAACUCUCCUUGUCACUGCAUUUGGGGCAGUUUUGCAUGUGCUUUCUACUUCACUUCUUGGUAUAACAGCAAUUACUAUGGCGAAUACUAUUGCUGGUGAAGAAACAGUUCACAAACUUGCUUCGCUUUUGCUUAUAAUUCUUGGUGGUUGUUAUAUGAUACUGUUUCUGUCUGGGAAAGGAGGGCAUAGUCAUUCUCAUAACCAGCCUAUGGAGAAAAUGGCCGUAGCAGGGCUUGUCCUUGUUCCUGCAUUAUCUCCUUGUGCAACAACUCUCCCUGUUUUUCUUGCUGUUGGGAAUUCAUCCUCCAUGAUGGUGCUUGCCAUUAUUGUGCUGCUAUUCAGCACAAUAACUGUGAUGACAUCUCUUGUGGCUCUAUCAUUCUACGGUGCCAGCCAGCUGAAGUUUCACUGGGUUGAGCGAUACGACAAACUUCUUGUUGGUUCAGUUCUAUGUUUGGUGGGAAUCUUGACGCUUAUUUUUCAUGAUCAUGAUCAUGAUCAUCAAGGACAUGGAGAUUUCUCAGGGGAGCAUUUGAAUAGGAAACUCAUCGGCCUUUGAGCUAUCCUUUUCUGGUAUCAUGCUUUGGGUGUUGUUAUAAUCUUACAACAUAUGUAUCUUUAUUACAUUCGAGUUUUAGCCAUUAGGUGUCUAUCAUGUUACGUUUCUCAGAGCCAGUGGAACUCGAACUGUACAGUAAUGAAAUUAUUUUGUCAUGAAACACAUUUUCAUUUUGGGAAUAUCAACUCCAGUUUUUCGAAA